AUGGAAACCGAUCACAAGCUCCUUUAUUCGGCGGAAUUUCCAUUAGCUUUCCUCAGGCUACUAGUUUCAAGCCUUUUGAGCGGAUACAUAAAACACAAAUUAUGGUCGUUAGAAAACGAGCCUCUUGAUCGUGCUCCAAGUGGCAGCCGGUCAUCUUCUGUUAAUAUCGUAUAUCGAACCUCGGACAAAGGUUCGAAAAUCCUAGCUUGCAGCCAGGGAAAGCUCACUCUUAUGCCUUCAGUGAAAAACAUCGGCAAUAAGGCAUUUUCGUUCACUUUCGCAACUCGUAACAGCUUAUCGAUUUCUGAUAUUAGCGAAGUGCGAGUCGAAGGGCUCGAAACGCUCGAUUACUUGGACCACAUGAUGCACGGGAAGAGGUUUACCGAGCAAGCCGAUGCUCUUACUUUCGAUGGCAAGGUUUUGGAGGCUAUGAAAAAGCACAAGACAAGCAAGAUAGACCGGGAGGAAGAGACUGAAUAG
Striga hermonthica is the source of this 480-nucleotide messenger RNA. The record is from the annotation of a GenBank genome assembly. Lineage: Eukaryota; Viridiplantae; Streptophyta; Magnoliopsida; Lamiales; Orobanchaceae.